Molecule: messenger RNA, 966 nt
Organism: Homalodisca vitripennis (glassy-winged sharpshooter)
Lineage: Eukaryota; Metazoa; Arthropoda; Insecta; Hemiptera; Cicadellidae
Product: latrophilin receptor-like protein A
Exons: 1
Coding region: 24-944 (306 amino acids)
Biological process (GO): G protein-coupled receptor signaling pathway; cell surface receptor signaling pathway
Cellular component (GO): membrane
Molecular function (GO): G protein-coupled receptor activity
Source: RefSeq, a predicted model, not a curated record
UCAACAAAAGUGAAAUUUAUCGUAUGAAGUGCGUCUUAGACAAAGAUAUAAAUAUUAAAGAAGAACAAGAAGAAGGAGGAGGAGAGGAAGAAUAUGGUGAUGAUUAUGACAACGAUGGCAGUGAAAUAUUUAUUAUCGCUAUAAUGUUUCUAAUCGUGGUUUGCCUUGGAGUGUUAUCUGUGGUGUCUCUAAUUUUAACACUUGUUGCAUACAUCACAAUUCCUCAAUUACAUAAUUUACAAGGGAGAUUAAUUAUCAGUUACUUGUUAUCUCUUGCAAUGUUUUAUUCCGUUUUAUAUUACUCUUUAUUGAUCGAUGAUACUUCUCGUUGUUUAAAUUAUAUCUUGCAAUUUUCCUAUUUAUCAUUUUUCAGUUGGUUGCUUGUGCUUUGUAAAGAUAUCGGAGAUAUGGUGAAAAAUCCAUUGGAAUCCCGCCCCUUAGGGAAGCCAUAUUGGUGCAUAUACUUGAACUAUUCCCUCUUCGGCUGGGGAGUGCCGUUUCUCUUUACUGUCCUGACGGUGUCAGUAGGGGUUGUGCCGCACAAAUCCGACUCUUGUUACCAACAAGACCCUUGCUUCUUUGAUAUGGACAGGACGGAUUCCUUAUUCAUGGAAAUACCGAGUAUAGCUAUGGUGGAGAUAAACUUUAUCAUAUUCCUCUCCUUAGUGUGGAACUUGAGAAGCCACUUCAGACAGACCGAAGGAAUCAGCAGCCAACAUGCCAGGGAGAAUGUGGAGGGAUUCUUCCUUUACUUGAAGUUAGCUUUUGUCACUGGGCUGAACUGGUUCCUAUUUAUGUGCUUACUGAAAAUAACUAGUCUAAAAAACGAUAUUAACGCAUUCAUAAUGUUAUCUUUAUUUAAUUCUCAAGGGCUCGUUUUGUCUGCUUUAUUAAUUUGUAACAAAAAGGUUUGUAAGUCUUUGUGGAGCAAAUGUUGUUGCUAAUAAAAAAUGUACAUAAUCUUUA